AUGGGAAUUCGUCCGAUAUCGCCAACAUCUCCAACUCGCAUCGAGGGCCUCUCAAUGGAAGGCGAGAAGAAUGAGAAGAAUGAGGCCACGGCUGGGACGGCCGCGGAGACGGACUCUGGGUCCGUCCAAUCCACCCCUAUUCCCGACGGGGAUGGGGGGAUCAAACGCGACUUGGAGUCUCGGCACAUCAACAUGAUUGCGAUUGCGGGAAUGAUUGGAACCGGUCUGUUCCUCAGCUCAGGCUCGACAAUCGUCACUGCAGGACCGGCUGGGGCGUUGCUAGCGUAUAUCGUGAUGGGACUCGUCACCGCGGGCGUGUCCUACACCACAGGCGAGAUCACCUCCUUCAUGCCAUCGACGGGAGGGUUCAUACGUCAUGCGACCAAGUUCGUCGAGCCCGCACUAGGCGCUGCCACGGGAUGGAACUUUUGGUACACGAUGUCCAUCUCGGUUCCCGCCGAAAUCAGUGCGGCGGCCACUUUGAUUCAGUUCUGGAACACGUCCGUCAACCCAGGCGUUUGGAUCACUGUGUUCUUGGUGUUCAUCAUCACGGUGAACUUUUGCGGCGUUCGGCUUUACGGUGAAACCGAAGUUGUGUUUGCAUCCCUCAAGAUCAUGACAAUCAUCGGCCUCAUCAUCGGCGGCCUCGUCAUCGACCUCGGCGGAGGACCGCACGGCGAGCGUAUCGGGUUCCGUUACUGGCAGAACCCGGGGGCUUUCAACAGCUACCUCGUCCCGGGGCCGGCGGGGAACUUCUUGGCCUUCUGGAAGGUUCUCCUCUCGGCCGCCUUUAGUUACGGCAACAUCCAAGUCGUUGCCAUCUCCGGUUCCGAGACGCGGGAGCCAAGAAAGAUCAUCCCUGCUGCCACGAGGAAGACCUUCUUCCGGGUCUUCUUCUUUUACGUUCUCAGCAUCCUCGUUGUCGGGAUGAUUGUACCAUCGGAUGACCCAUCACUGCGUAUCUCGACGGGAACCGCACAACAGUCCCCGUUCGUCAUUGCCUUCACCCGUUCCGGAGUCUCAGUGUUACCCUCCAUUAUCAACGCCGUGGUAUGCACUUCCGCCAUUAGCAGUGGUUCGGCUUGUGUCUUCAUUGCCUCCCGCACCCUGUACGGCCUGAGCUGUGAUGGCCACGCACCCAAGAUCCUUCAGCGCUGCAAUAGGUUUGGAACGCCUCACUACGCAGUGGGGUUGACUUGCGCCUUGAUGCCUCUCGUUUACCUGAACGUGGCCAACAACACGUCCGUUGUCUUUGGCUGGUUCGUCAACAUCACGACUGUUGCUGGCCUUAUCGGUUGGAUGGUUAUAGAAGUGACAUAUCUUCGAUUUUAUGCUGGACUCAAAGCCCAGGGUUACUCUCGAAAUGACCUUCCCUACCGAAGUCCAGGUCAGCCUUACGUAUCGUGGAUCACUCUAUUUAUGGUGUUUCUUGUUGUGUUCUUCUCAGCUCAUAUUAUGGCCCCAGGGUUCGAUGUCUUCACAACAGGCAACUUCACAGCCUCAGGGUUUCUUACCUGUUACGUCAACGUUUUCGUCUUUGCCGCGCUGUAUUUAUUCUUCAAGUUUUACCUGAAGUCGCGAGUCAUUGCUGUAAGCGAGAUGGACUUCGAGACAGAGUUCACUUCCAUCAGGCAAGAAAAAGCACGUGAGGAGGUAUAUGAGCAUAAAGAGACCGGCUUCAAGCAGUUGCUUCGCAAGAUCGUUCAUACCGUAUGA
Molecule: messenger RNA, 1716 nt
Organism: Colletotrichum higginsianum IMI 349063
Lineage: Eukaryota; Fungi; Ascomycota; Sordariomycetes; Glomerellales; Glomerellaceae
Product: Amino acid permease
Exons: 9
Coding region: 1-1716 (571 amino acids)
Biological process (GO): amino acid transmembrane transport
Cellular component (GO): membrane
Molecular function (GO): amino acid transmembrane transporter activity
Source: RefSeq, a predicted model, not a curated record